This is a messenger RNA of Abrus precatorius (Indian licorice), 1566 nucleotides long. RefSeq lists its product as uncharacterized. Lineage: Eukaryota; Viridiplantae; Streptophyta; Magnoliopsida; Fabales; Fabaceae. The record is from RefSeq and is a predicted model, not a curated record. The transcript is spliced from 3 exons. The coding region runs from base 1 to 1566 and encodes 521 amino acids.
AUGGUUGAAAACAGUAGGACAAGGACUUUGGGAGAUUAUGCCAUUUCAACUAUGCAGGGUUAUAAUUCAAGUAUUGUUAGACCAACAAUUAAAGCCAACAAUUUUGAGAUCAAACCUGCAUUAAUAAAAUUGAUACAGCAAGAUCAGUUCUUUGGAAAUGUUUUAGAUGAUCCUAAUCUGCAUCUCUAUUUUUUUCUGCAGCUAUGUGACACCAUUCGUAUCAAUGGUGUAAGUGAAGAUGCUAUCCGCUUAAGAUUAUUUCCCUUUUCUCUUAAGGACAAGGCUAAAUAUUGGCUUCAAGCUCAACCACAAAGAAGCAUCACUAGUUGGAUUGACUUAGUGAACAAAUUUCUAAUUAAGUACUUUCCACCAUCAAAAUCUGUCAAGCUGCGAAGUGAAAUCACCUCUUUUGUUCAACAAGAUGGUGAAUAUCUUUAUGAUGCAUGGGAAAGAUAUAAGGAUCUGCUGAGAAGAUGUUCUCAUCAUUGCAUUCCAGAGUGGAUGCAAAUCCAAACUUUCUACAAUGGGAUGAAUGUUGUCACAAAAACUAUGGUAGAUGCAGCAACAGGAGGUUCAUUGAAUACUAAAACUGUAGAAAUAGCUCAACAAUUAAUUGAAAUGAUGGCAAACAGCAUGUAUCAGAGUUUCAGUGAGAGGCAUGUUCCAAGUAAGGGAGAAUUUGAAGCAAAGACACUUGAGACUUUGAUCAACCAAAAUCAAAUGAAAAAUCAAUUACUUUUUGAACAACUUGCAGCCUUGACUCAACAAAUCAAUACUUUUCAAGCUGGAACUGUAAAAACAAGCAACUUGAUAUGUGAUUUUUGUGGAGGAAAUCAUAUGAAUGGAGCAUGUGAUCCUUCGUGGUCAUAUUGUCAAACUUCUUCAUCUCAACCUCCAAUAGAGCCACAAUUUUCAAAACCUUUGUCUAAGAGGAUGAAUGAAAUGGAGGAAGCACUGCUACAAUUUAUAGAAGUUACACAGUCCAACUUCAAAAAUCAAGAGGAAUCUAUAAAGAAGUUGGAGACUCAAAUAGAACAAAUUUUACAGCAGUUGGCACAUAGGGAUGAGGAUAGAUUUUCUAGCAAUGCUAUUGUAAAUCCAAGGAAGCAAUGCCAUGCUGUCAUAUUAAGAAGUGGAGCAGAGGUUUCUAAUCUAAAAGAUGAGGAGAAGAAGAUAGCUAUAAAGAAUGCUGAAGAAAAAGCUCAAGACAACUUGCAAAGAGGGAAAUUCACUCUUUUAAGAAAAGAAAAUUUAGAGGACAGUAAUUGCACUAAACCAGAAUUGCAGAAUUCCAAGCAGGAAAAACAAAAGGAUGAUUCUGUUAUAAGAGAAGUCCUUGCUGUAAUUAGAUAUCAAGUUGAUGAAGAAGAGGGAAAGAAACCUGUUGAGUAUACCAAACUGCUGGAAGUCCCUCCACUUUUAUUUUUCUCAAUGAAACUGGUAUUUUGCUGGAACUUCCACUUUGAGCCUAAAAAUGAGGUUAAGCACAAGCUUAAAGGGUCUGCAAAGAUUGUUAUCAUUGCUGUGACAUCCAUUCUUCUUGCCAAGAGUAGUUACAUACUUUAG